Molecule: messenger RNA, 1086 nt
Organism: Puccinia triticina
Lineage: Eukaryota; Fungi; Basidiomycota; Pucciniomycetes; Pucciniales; Pucciniaceae
Exons: 5
Coding region: 1-1086 (361 amino acids)
Biological process (GO): retrograde transport, endosome to Golgi; intracellular protein transport
Cellular component (GO): endosome; retromer complex
Source: RefSeq, a predicted model, not a curated record
AUGCGCAGUCGGCGGCGCGCUCCGAACAGGCAGGGUUCACAGAGUGCUGAUCCGGGACACGGACAUGACAGCUGGGCCGACUGGGCCAGCCUUGCGGCGGCCUACGCCCAAACAAACACAAAAGCUCCCAACAGGCCUUCAGUCGAUCGCCCCGAAACAGAAAAAGACGCAAGCUCAAGGAGAACGAUAAUCCGAAGAUAUCAUCCAGGCGUCAUGGUACUGCUGUUGACCAUAGGCGAUCUACAUAUUCCGAUCAGAACGCAUGACCUGCCCAACAAAUUCAAGAAACUGCUCGUCCCUGGAAAAAUUGGCCAAAUCGUUUGCACGGGCAACGUCUGUGACCGCGAGACUUGGGAAUAUCUUAGGUCGAUUUCUAAUGACGUCAGGGGUGUUCGGGGCGAUUUUGACGAGACACCCAAUCUUCCACCCUCUUUAACCCUCCAACAUGGCUCCCUAAAGAUAGGAGUCAUUCAUGGCCACCAAAUCGUCCCGCUUGGAGAUACGGAAUCACUAGCAGCUGCAGCUCGUAAACUGAAUGUUGACGUCUUGGUCACCGGUGCAACUCAUCGAUUUGAAGCAUUCGAAUUCGAAUCGAAAUUUUUCAUCAACCCAGGUAGUGCUACCGGAGCAUUCACGCCAACUUGGCCGAUUUCUCCACCACAUAAAAGUUCAUCAACAAACUCCUCCUCAUUAAAGUCGCCUCAACAUUCAACAAGCACUCCGAUCAACCCAAGCAAAAGCCCUAAUGGUUCAACAACCUCCCCAACUCAGUCGUCUCGAUCGCUCAACCAGAACAGUACAGAUCAGAACAAAUCGCCCGCAAAUACAAACGGUCAACAGGACCAUCAUUCGAGUGAACUCGAUGAAAGCAAUCGGAACGCCCAGCUCGAGGAUCAGUCCUCGCAAGACCAGAAACCAGUGGAAGAUCCUGAUUCGUUAUAUCCCCCAGGCCCGAUCCCUAGCUUCGCCCUCCUUGAUAUUCAGGGCUCGGUGGUGGUUACAUAUGUUUACAGACUGGUUGAUGGAGAAGUCAAAGUUGAAAAGAUCGAAUACAGAAAGGAAAUACCUAUUGGUAAAGAGUCAUAG